AUGUCUGAUCAUUCACAAUUCACAGGUUAUUCAGUUCAAUUAGAACUCAGGGAUGGGAAACUUAUUCAAGGUAAAAUUGUUAAAGCUAAUAGUAAGGGGCUUACAUUGAGUGAUGUGACGUUUGGAGACGGUGGUACAUCUCAAGCAUUUAAAGUUAGGUCUUCCAGGUUAAAGGACUUGAAAGUGUUAGGUGUUCCUCAACAACAGCAACAGCAACAACAACAACAACAAAUGAACCGCAGUAAUAAUAAUAAUAAUAAUAAUGGCAGUAGUAAUACUAGUAAACGUAAUGACAGUGGUAACAAAGGCAGUACUAGAGAACAGGAAGGUAUGGAUUGGCAGGAUGAUGAUGUUGGGAGGAUCAAAAAUGGUGCUGAUUUUGAUUUUCAAUCAAAUUUGACACGUUUCAAUAAGAAGGAUGUAUUUGCGCAAUUGAAACGUGAAGAUGAGGUGGAUCCAGAGAAACGUUUGGUUUCAUUUAAUAAGAAAGGUAGUCCCGAUACAACUACUAAUAGUGGAACUUCGUUUGGUCGUGCUCAAGGUAAUUAUGAAUACGAUGAAAUGGUGAUCCCUAAUGCCAAGGAGGAUUCAUGGAAUAAAGUUGGUAUAGAAUUUAACAAAGAAAAACAAUCUUCCAAACAACAUAAUAAUGAUGGUGAUGAUGAUGUGGAGGAUUUUGAAUCCGCUACAGAUGAGGAAGAAGACGAAAUAAGUAGUGGUGGUAAUAGUAAUAGAAAGAAGAGUAAUAUUGCCACAAAUGAUGAUGAAGAUAAUACAGAAGAUGAUGAUAUAGUGGAGGAUGAAGACGAAGAUAGUGAAUAUUAUCCAAUUACAAAAUCUAUUAAUAUUACACAUUUGUUACAUUCCGCUGUUGAUGAUGAUGGAAAUUCUACAGAACAAAGUGCAAAUAAAGCUCAAUUGUUAUCUCAAAUAGAACAGAUGUUAAUAAAUAAUGCUUCAAACUCGUCAAGAUCUGGUUCUGUAUCGAAUGGUUUACCAACGUUGAAAAAUAGUAAGACUGGACAAUUAAUUCCAAUGGCAUCUCCAGUAGAAUUAUUAGAGAUUGAACGUUUAACAAACGAAACAUUCGGAAUUACAACUGGUACAAUGAAUGAAAUAUUUGGUAAUAAUGCAUCUUAUUUGGUGAAACAGACUUUGGGUGGUCCAACUAGACUCACUGUAAAGAAUACUAACCCGGAGCCACUGAUUGUGGUACUUGUUUCUGAUAUGAAUAGAUCUGGUAUUAAAGCUAUUGCAUUAUCUAGAUAUCUAUGUCAGUUGAAACAAGUGCGUGUUGUAUUAAUGUUUUCAUGUCCAUUGAAUGAUAUUCAGGAUAAAUAUGUAUUGAAUAAGAUUGAAAUCUUUAAAAAUAGUGGGGGUAAACUUGUUAAUUCUUUAAAGAAUUUGAAUGCAUUAUUGGCUAAAUUGAAUAGUCCCGUUGAAUUAAUCAUUGAUGCUAUGCAAGGGUUUGAUUCUAAUUUAAGUGAUUUUACACUGUCAAGAGGUGCACAUCAAAAGAUUCUUGAGAUUGUUAAUUGGUGUAAUGAAACCAAACGUAACAAGAAUGUUAAAAUUUGGUCUAUCGACUUACCAUCUGGGUAUGAUUCCAGUUCAGGUCUACAAAACUUUGACGUUUGUAUCAAUAAAGUCGAUAAGAUUUUGUGCUCCUAUUCGUGGCCUCUAACCUGUUUGAAGUUUAUGGAUAAAAUAUUAUUGGAUAAUGGUAAGACAGCAUCCUUACAAAACGGUUCAAGUAGCAGUAGUAGUAAUAGCCGUAACGGUGCAGUUGAUAGUGUUAUUGUCACUGUAGACUGUGGUAUCCCAGCCAAUGUAUACUCACAGAAGAACUCAUUAAGAAAGUUCAGUGCAGUUGAUACUUUCGUCAGUUCUGGUGUUCUAGGUCUAACAAUGUAA
Maudiozyma saulgeensis is the source of this 1914-nucleotide messenger RNA. The record is from the annotation of a GenBank genome assembly. Lineage: Eukaryota; Fungi; Ascomycota; Saccharomycetes; Saccharomycetales; Saccharomycetaceae.